AUGGCGAGGAACGACAAACUCUUUAAUGGUAAAGUCAUAUCCCCGAUUGACACUCUCCAACACGCAUCCCUUGAGGCAGAAUGUUGGAGGAAAACUAAUGAAAAUGAGGAAGAAAACGAAGAUCACAGCGAUCUUCCUACUACAGAGGACUCUCCAGUGGCUCCUUGGAUACCCCAAAUCCCUACAUGUCAAAUUGAUGCGUCAUGGAUCAGUAAUGGCAACGUCAGUGGCCUAGGGUGGAGUCUUAAGGAUCAAAUGGGCUCUGAGUACUUUGGACUGCGGGCAUGCAGUAGGAGCCUCUCAGCUCUGCAUGCUGAGAUGGAAGGUUUACUUUAG
This is a messenger RNA of Brassica napus (rape), 336 nucleotides long. RefSeq lists its product as uncharacterized. The transcript has a single exon. The coding region runs from base 1 to 336 and encodes 111 amino acids. The record is from RefSeq and is a predicted model, not a curated record. Lineage: Eukaryota; Viridiplantae; Streptophyta; Magnoliopsida; Brassicales; Brassicaceae.